Molecule: messenger RNA, 4243 nt
Organism: Gadus morhua (Atlantic cod)
Lineage: Eukaryota; Metazoa; Chordata; Actinopteri; Gadiformes; Gadidae
Gene: il11ra
Product: interleukin 11 receptor subunit alpha
Exons: 12
Coding region: 142-1317 (391 amino acids)
Biological process (GO): cytokine-mediated signaling pathway
Cellular component (GO): membrane; external side of plasma membrane
Molecular function (GO): cytokine receptor activity; protein binding
Source: RefSeq, a predicted model, not a curated record
GAAAGGUAUCCGAUAAGCCGCUCUACUCUCUUUCCCCGAUCCCGUUGGUCCACUAGGAGACCGGAGAGACCGUAGAGAGAGGUGACUAUGGAGGGGGAUCAUGCAGGCAACAUGGCCGUCUGAAUCGCGGACAACCCGAAGAUGCAGAGUCUAUUGUUUUCUGCUUUGUGUCUGAAACUCUUCUGGAUUCUGUCGUGUCGGGGCCAGAGCUGGCCUACUGAUGGUGUAUAUUAUGGGAUGUUGGGGUCCAACGUGACGCUGGCUUGCGGGACGUCGCCACAGAGGUCACCAGUGGAAUGGCGUCUCAACCAGAGCUCUACGUUGCCAUGGCAUCGCGUCACUGCAAAUGGCAGCUUGGUGCUGUUCAACGUCAACCAAUCAGCAAAGGGCAACUACAGCUGUCAUGGCGACCAGGGCACCACCCACAGCAUUGUCUCACUGAAGCUCGGAUAUCCACCAGGGCCCCUGAACGUAUCCUGUCGAGUCCCGAAUCACAAACACGUGCGCUGCUCGUGGGUCAGCAGAGUCAAAACCUUCCUGCCUGCCCAGUACCACGCCUUCUACUGGGAAAAUUCUUCGUGGAAACUGUGUGUGGUGGAUUCCACCAACCACCACUGUGACAUCGCGCAUCCCCAUUUCUGGCAGCUCAACCAUCGGCUGAACAUCACCGAGGUCAACCCCCUGGGAGCAGCGCUCACCAGGCAGACCAUCCAACUGCAUAAGCUCUUGAAGCCGGACCCUCCGGCGGAACUGGUGGUGGCGGCCCGGUCCAGCUUCCCCACCCACCUGAACGUGUCCUGGCGGUACCCGCACUCCUGGCCACAGCUGGACUUCUUCCCCCUGCUCUUCCAGAUCAGAUACAGGCCCCACGGCUCCACGCACUGGGCACAGAUUGAGUCCAUGGGGACUAAUGUAUUGGUCCAUGAUGCGCUGGAGGGCUACCUCCACGAGGUGCAGGUCCGAGCCCAGGACGAGCCUAACGCCGACAGCCACUGGAGCGACUGGAGUCCCCUGAUCCUGGCCCGGCCUUGGGAAGCCCCAGGAACAGAGCAGCCUGAUGUCUCAGGAGGAACACCCCCCACUGAAGUGUAUCCAGAUGACCCGCUUGACACCGAGACCAUCACCAGUAAGAACAGACACGACGCAGCAGGGGAAGAAGAGAAACUCAGUUUGGUCAUUCUAUUGGUUAUCUUCUCCAUCGUCAUCUUCAUCAUCAUCCUCUCCCUCACCGUGGUCAUGUGUUUGAGGCAGAGGAGACGUCAUGUGACCAAACAGGAAGUGAGCUCCAUGCUCAAGAUGAAGGCCAUCCCUCUGUAGGAUUGGAUCCGUCCUCUGUCCGUCUGAACCACUGCAGUUCUCUUUGCUGGUUCAAACUACAUCCCCCACAAUGCAUGGUCCAGUAGAAGCAGGAUUUCCAGUAGGCAGAAGCUGAACUGUAUAAACAACUGUUGAGAGUGUUGAGUUUCACCUCACCUCAAACUACACUACCCAUAGUGCAUCAAGGCAACAAGGCUUUUAUCUUCACAGUAACGGACUCCUGAAUUGUUAUUGGAGGUGGGCCUUGACGUCGAUCCUCCAGCCAUGUUCUUCCUCUCAUCUAUACCAGCCAUUUUUGUCCACAAGAGAACAGUUUUUUCUGAUGUUUUUUUUGUGAGAAGAUAAAGACUGACUUUUAUUUAAAUGUCUGACUGUGAAGAAGCGUCAAACGAAACUGGGCAUUACUGAAUACAAGUAUUCAAUAGGGUGUCGUCUGCAUACAGGCGUACUAUAAGGCAGGGCUGUUUCAGAUCUUUCAGCUCGGGAGCCCAAAGACAAUUUGGGCCGACCACAGCACACUCAGAAUACCCAGACAACAUCCGAUCCGUCUCAUUAAGAGGUUCACCAAUUCUGGUGUGCUCAGAGUUUAUUGUGCAUGGACAGGCUGUGACCCGCCUCUGACCGGAUGACCACCAGUUUCGGGACCCAAAACCGAUGUUUAAGAAGUACAUAGGAUAAUUAGAGUAUGGUGUCUAAAUACGUACAUCAGAGUAUGGUGUCUGAAUACGUACAUUAGAGUAUGGUGUCUGGAUACGUACAUCAGAGUAUGGUGUCUGGAUACGUACAUCAGAGUAUGGUGUCUGGAUACGCACAUCAGAGUAUGGUGUCUGGAUACGCACAUCAGAGUAUGGUGUCUUGAUACGUGCAUUAGAGUUUUGUCAACUGGACUCUACGCACUCUGCAGAGAGAGACAGAGAGAGAGAGAGAGAGAGAGAGAGAGAGAGAGAGAGAGAGAGAGAGAGAGAGAGAGAGAGAGAGAGAGAGAGAGAGAGAGAGAGAGAGAGAGAGAGAGAGAGAGAGAGAGAGGGGGGAGAGCGAAUAGCGCGAGAGAGAGAGAGAGAUGGUAGAGCUUUCAGCCUAGCACACACCAACAGUGUUGUAACAUCACAUUGAUGUUUGAACAAGGUCUCAGGUGUGUCAGUCCCUCGAUUCAGUGUUUCUGAUCUGAGUUUAAAAAAUGACCUUUAAACAGUACAUUGUACUUCUUCCCCCCCAGCCAUUGAUAUUCAUAUUCAUUUGAAUGUGUGCACAAACACAAUCCCCAGACACUUAAACCACAUGGUGGGGUGGGGAUUUCAUAACCAACAGGAGAGCCUGUAAUGUCUUAAACAUCGGGUUGAGUUCUAAUGUCAUUAGCCUUGGGUGGAGUUGUGAUUUCAUCACCUACGGGUGGGGUUAUGAUGCCAUUGCCCAUAGCUGGAGUUCGAUUGUUCCAAACCUAAAUGUUUUAACAGUAAAACUAUGUUCUGUUUAUUCUGAGCGAGUCAGUUACUUUGUGCUGAUCUAAAGUUGUGUAUUUACAUUGCGAUUGAUUGAUUGGCCUGAGGUGUAUUUUGUCAGCCCUUUCGCACGUUUGCAAACGUAACGGCCACUCAAGCUAGCUUUUCACAUUAUAUGCAUGAAUCCAACGAAAGCUUUCUCUGUAUAUUAUUGUAUAUUUUUCAUCAUUUUAUGUUUCAUGUAUGUUACCAAAAGUGUUUCUAUGUUUUUCUAUGUUCUGGUUCUAACAGGAAGUCCCUCCAAAUAUGCUUUUAGUUGUAGUUUAGCAAAAUGUGCCACUUUAUAGCGCCAGUUACUGAAAAUAACCAAAUCACUAGAGGAAACAACUAACCUGCAAAUGAGGACACUGUUGCUAAGUGACCAAAUUAUACAGGAUAUGACGACUGGUUAAUACUACUGUUGGCUAUUACUUCUCUAAGUAAGCUAGUAGUACGAACUGUUGGCUGGUAAUACUAAUGGUUAGUAGUACUAUUGGCUAGUAGGACGGUUGCCUAUUUGUUCUAUUGGCUAGUAGUAUUAUCGGCUAGCACUUUUGUAAUGUUAGUACUACUUGCAUUAGUAUAUCUGUCAGGUAGUAGUGCUCAUUUCUCUAUGUAUUAGCGGCUCUUGUCGCAAACAUGUGUAGCCUUCAGCUUCCAAUGCAAUCUGUUUAUACGUACCUUAUAGAUUAUAUUUGAUAGAUUAUAUUUGAUAGAUUGCUGAUCUAUCUGAUCAUGUUCAGCAUUGAGUCAUUGGUCUCCAUGGUCUAGAUUCAGAGAGAGAUUGAGAUAAUGUAGCCUAGAUGUAAAGGAAAUAGAUAUUCUAGAUUUUCCGUACAAAAGAAAGCUCUGCAACAGGAGUAAUCACAUAAAACACCUAGCACUGAGUAUAAUAGUACUAUUAGUUGUACUACUUCUGGUAUAAUAGAUACUAGACAGAUCUACUGUGCAGGCUAUGUGUAUAUAUGUAUGUAUAUAUGUAUAUAUAUGUAUACAUAUAUCUAUAUAUAUAUGUAUGCUGCACCAUGAUGCAAAGUGUUAUAAAAAACAUCUCACUCCACGUUACCUCAUUGCAUAUAAAGUAUAAAUCACAUAUAAUUCACAUUAAUAACAGCAUUGUUGCCUAUAUUUCACCUAUAAAAGACGCUUAUAUGCUUUUUAAUCUAUCAUUAUGUAGGGUUUUCUUAUUCGCAUCAGUGUGUGAUUGUAUGAAUAUAUCAUGUCGUGUAGUGUUUUGUACUUUUUAAUCAGUGUUUGUAUGAUUAUAUCAUGUGCAUGGGGGUCCUGUCCCUUCAACACAUAUUGCGUAAAUCCCCUUUGGGAGUAGAACUCUGAGAACACUUGGAUUUACUCCCAUAUGUAAAUACUACUUUGUUUGUAUCACAAUAAGCUGUUUUUCUCUUCUGUACUUGUGUCUUUGAAAUAAAUACUAUUUUAUCACAACACAA